Scutellospora calospora is the source of this 746-nucleotide messenger RNA. Lineage: Eukaryota; Fungi; Glomeromycota; Glomeromycetes; Diversisporales; Gigasporaceae. The record is from the annotation of a GenBank genome assembly.
AAAACUACUUAAUGAUAGAGUAUAAAGGUCUUGAGCCUAAAGUAAUAAAGGAUUAUGCAAGAUUUAUGGUCAUGAGCAAUUAUGAUGCUCCACUUCAGAUAGAAAUAGAAGAUCAUCAUAUUUAUCCUGAUGUGCCAAGUGUAGUUAUAGCCUAUUUACUUAGUCUUGAUCUUUCAAAUUGGAGUCCACAAGAGAUCCUAUCUACUAAAAUGAAAGUUGAUUUAAUACAAAAUAGAGAAAAACUAUUGACUAGUAAAGUUGCUGAAAAGAAAUUUUCUCAAAUUGGAAUUGAGACUAAGUUCUGUGAAUCUGGCCUAAGUGAUAUCAAAGAAUUUUCUGAUACACCUCAAUCUGACUUACCUGAAAAUGAGACAGCAGACAUACCCAUAUUCAAUAUACUAGAAAUUCUAAUAAAUACGCCUUCUAAAGAAACUGAUUCUUCUAAGCCUAUUAAUAAAGUACUAUCUGCUAUACUUCUAAGCAGGGCCCAGCAUAAAAAGCAUCUCAGAAAAAGGGCAAUUGAACUUAGUAAGAAUCCUAAUAUAUUUGUAACUAUUACAAAAAAGGAUAGGCUUAACUCUAUUGCAUUCUGUGAUAAAAUAAAAACUGAUGCUUGGAUAUGCGGUUAUGCAAAAAAGAAGAAAGAAAAUGCUAAAGAAUAUAUGGAUAUGUUAGUGCGGAAAAGAUUGAUAGAAGAAGAAAUAAUCUAUUAUGAUCUUGAAAAUAAGGAGACCACAUCCUCCUAG